This is a messenger RNA of Notothenia coriiceps (black rockcod), 885 nucleotides long. Its product is annotated as axin-1-like. The record is from RefSeq and is a predicted model, not a curated record. Gene Ontology annotation, molecular function: beta-catenin binding; molecular adaptor activity; protein kinase binding. The annotation marks the transcript as partial. NCBI's taxonomy places the organism in Eukaryota, Metazoa, Chordata, Actinopteri, Perciformes, Nototheniidae. The transcript is spliced from 2 exons. Gene Ontology annotation, biological process: cell development; positive regulation of protein kinase activity; positive regulation of proteasomal ubiquitin-dependent protein catabolic process. Gene Ontology annotation, cellular component: plasma membrane; nucleus; beta-catenin destruction complex.
CCCAGCCACCAUGGGGAGUUAAGGGGUUAGUCGACGGGUCAUUUUCGUUAAUAUUUAAUACUAGAAAAGCUUUCCAUAUGCUGCUUUUCGGGGCACACAGUUCGCGCCAGUAUCCCCAAUGCAGCGGAUUACGGGGAUCGGGCUUUCAGAGACGGGUGAAUUGUUUGCCAGCAAAAUCAUUGCUACAGAGGAAGAUCUGACCUCUGCUUUGAGCAACCAGAGACAUGAGUGUUGUCAGAGAAUUACAUGGGAUUGGGUUCAGGGGCGGCGGGGGGGGCGUUGUGGCCUCUCUGAGCGGCCCGUCCCACUUUACCGAGGAUGCUCCGCGACCCCCUGUUCCUGGGGAGGAGGGAUCUGAUGUGGACCCCCCAGUCCAGUCGGUCAGCACCCGUCCAAACACCCUGUCCCAAACGCUCGGCUACCCCCCGUCAUCGUUAUCAUCUAAAAUGGGGGAUCAAUCGAGUUACACGCCCUCCUCGUCGUCUGCGACCCCGCGGCGCCCGGAUCUGGACUUAGGGUACGAACCCGAGGGCUCGGCUUCACCGACUCCUCCGUACCUGAAGUGGGCCGAGUCGCUUCACUCUCUUCUGGACGACCAGGAAGGCAUCCAGCUGUUCCGAAACUUCCUGUGUCAGGAAGGGUGUGCGGACCUCCUGGACUUCUGGUUUGCUUGCUCCGGGUUCAGGAAGACGAGCCAGGAGAAGAGGGCAAAGCUGGCCAAGGCCAUCUACAGGAAGUACAUAGUAGACGGAAGUGGGAUCGUCUCCAGGCAGAUCAAAGGAGCCACCAAGAGCUUCAUCAGAGACUGUGUGGGGAAGCCUCAUCCAGACCCUGCCAUGUUUGAACAGGUAAUACAAACCCUGAUGUCGUGUUUUCAGAAUACCU